GGAACUGGCGUGUAAAGGUGCCUUCGUAAUUCGUGGAUAUUUUUUCAAGCAUCCCAGCCGCUUAUUUGCAGCUUCAAGGAUAUUUUUUUGAGGAUAUUUCUCACUUUAAGUUGAGUGUUAAGAUCAUAUCCAGAACUUAGUACAUUGAGCAGAAAAAUUUGUUACUAUGGAUGUCCUUGGUAACGACAAAAGAUGGCUUGUGACUCUGGUUACUUCAAAUAAGGUCGUAGCUCCAGUUUUACAGGAUGUCGUGAAACAAGGAAUGGACAAGCUGUAUGCUACCCUAGAUAAUUACCUUAAUGGCUUACCGACACCUUGCAGCCUACAAACACUGACCUAUGCAGAUGUAUGCCAUCUGGCAGCCACUCCAAGUCCUGCUUCUUCGCUUAAAGACCUAAAUUUCGGAAAUAUUAACAACAACUCUGGUGUUCAUGGAAAGACCAAAACGGCUUAUAACUACAAUGUAAACAGCCUAGUUGAUCUUGCCAAGCUUUAUCUUCCAUACUACCUUGCAGAAUUCUCGGCAUUCGACAAAUCUAUGGAUUUGAAUGCCGCUCUUAGACUAUUGGGAUGUAGGAAGUAUCCCGUACAAGUAUUCGUGUCUUCCGAUCCCUUGCACGAUAUUCAGCCGUUGGCAGAUGAUGUCAGAGAUAAUGUUAGGAAUCGGGGAAGUCAUUUUAAAGAGAGUGACUGGACCCAAAUCUUCUUUGACCAGUGCUUUGACAAGUUAAAGGCUCUGCUCCAAUAUCUGCCCCUGCUUCCCGCCAAAAAGAAGGAGCUUUUAGAUCAACUCUCAGCAUGGAAAACAGAAGGUUUCAAGCGGAUUGUUGACAAUGACGUCAAAGAUCUACUGGAAAAAUUUCAAAACGUCAAAUUUGCUUCAAUUAAUGACAAAUUGGACGACAUGCCAACUAGGGAGGAGAACGAAAGAGUGAUAGAAAAGCUGUUUUCCUUUCACACCAGUAUGAUGGAUAGAUUUGAUAGAAUGGAAUCCUUACUUCGAAAAGUUGAGCACAAGCUCGACGGCAUCAGCGUCAGUGCUAUAAAUCAGGAAGGUAGCAAGAGUGUUCACUCUACAGAAUCAAGCGUCUUGUCUACAGACGCCACUUCUAAAGAAACCCGCCAAAUGAGUGAAAAGGCAAACAAUCCGGACUUGAAAUGCAAGCUUAGAGCUGAGAAUGCCAAAUUAUCAAGAGGGGCACUACACAAAGCUGCCAUCAACGGUCGAUGUAACGUCAUCAAAGCACUUCUUGAAAGUGGUGAAGAUGUCGACCAAACAGAUAAGUUUGGUUUGACGCCCCUUCACCUUGCCGCAUGGUAUGGUCAGGGAGCUGUUGUAAAACUCCUGUUACAGCACGGUGCAAAUGUAAAUGCUGUAGAUAGGUUUCAUAAAACGCCUUUACAGAAGGCUUAUCGCAACAAUCACCGAUACGUAGCUGCGCUGCUCCUGAGAAAUAAUGCGACUUCCAGUUACAACCAACCGCCUAGUCUCAGAUCCCUUUCAAGGAAUGCUUUCCUCCAUGUAGAUGCACGAUCCGGCUUCAAUCAACUGCAGGCGGCUGUAUUUCAAGGCGACUAUGACACGUUUCUGAGUGCUGCUGCCUGCCUUGCGAAUCUUUUACAAGACAUGAACUCACAAAAAACAGGAAGCCAAGCAAAGGCAUUUCCUGGAAAAACUGCGCCAGAGAUUCUCUUAGCUCUCCAAGAUAAAGGAGAGGGAUAUCUUAAGAUAGAAGAACUGUACCAAGAGGAAGUUGAGAAGUUCGAUACAUUAACUGAGCUGCACUUGUGUCAAGACAACAAUGAUGUAGAGAAGGCUGUCGAGAUUGUUCUAAACGAAGGUGUGGAUAUAAACAUCCCAGGAAAGAGCAACCGUACACCUUUGUUGUGGGCAAGUCAAUCAGCCUCUGGUGAGUUUAUCAAGACCCUCACUGAUCUUGGAGCUGACGUAAAUGCUCAGAGGACAGACGACAAGAUUGCACCUUUGCAUUCGGCAGCUUGUUGGAACAACUACAUGGCCGUUGACAUCCUUUUAAAGUAUGGAUGCGACAUCAAUUUGCGCGACAACGCCGGCCAUAUUGCGCUUUACACAGCCGUCCGUAAAAAACACAAACACAUUGUCAAACGUUUACUUGAAAGCGCAGCGGAUGUGAAUAUGAAACACAAGGAGAAUGCAAGUGAGAGAAUGUACCUUGUUCGUGGGAAGGACAGAGGAAAGCAAGCCUGGCAUUAUGUCCUAGUUAACAAAGCUCUUUUGCCCUUGUUCUUGAGGCGGACCAAAGGUGGUGGUCUUGACGUUGCAGACUUUGGACGCGUCCUCACGAGUGGAUGGGGAAAGGAUCCUCCAGAGGACAUACGGAAGAGUAUCGGGGAAAUGGUUUCUACCUUUCCUGACACACAAAGUCGGACAGUUCUUCAUGUUGCUAGCAAGAGUGCUAGUCUCGAGAUUGUAGAUUUGCUUGUGAAAUACAAAGCAGAUAUAAACGCCUACGACGCGGACGGUUUCACACCACUGCAUUUGGCAGCGAUGUAUGGCAACAUUCAAGUUGUUAAAAGACUGGUUGAAAUGAACGCCGACCUUAACUUGAAAGUGGAUGGAAAGGAUGCCGCUGACUUGGCUCGUAUGAACGAAGAAACAGAAAUUGAGGAGUACCUUAAACCAAAAAGAUCAAGCCUUCCCUAAAGAGACUCGGAAAGUUAAUUAGCGGAAAGUCAACUGGCGGAAAGUCAAUCGGUGGAAAUUCAACCAGGGGGAAGUCAAUCGGUUUUCAAAGUUGCCAUUAAAGGGGCAGGACAAGGCUUAAAGUACCUUGAACAUGGCUUAAAGUUCCUCGAGGAAAAUUUCAGUUAACUUAUGCCGUUCACCAUUAUUUUAAACUUUUCAGCGGACGAUAUUUGUUUUACAUAUAAUCAGCGCAAACAAAAAUUGUUUGCAA
Pocillopora verrucosa is the source of this 2936-nucleotide messenger RNA. Lineage: Eukaryota; Metazoa; Cnidaria; Anthozoa; Scleractinia; Pocilloporidae. The record is from RefSeq and is a predicted model, not a curated record.